Messenger RNA from Lottia gigantea (owl limpet), 1602 nucleotides. RefSeq lists its product as hypothetical. The transcript has 2 exons. Bases 1 to 1602 code for a protein of 533 amino acids. Lineage: Eukaryota; Metazoa; Mollusca; Gastropoda; Lottiidae. Gene Ontology annotation, molecular function: protein binding. The record is from RefSeq and is a predicted model, not a curated record. Gene Ontology annotation, biological process: signal transduction.
AUGCCACCUUACUCAAGAGAUGCCGAGCACAAAUAUAUUCUCAAAAUUACUCAGAAAAUAUCCUCGAAUAUAAAAGAUUUUAAGCAGGAUUUUAUACAAGGGGUCAGGAUCGACUAUCCAAGCUGUGUAAAAUGUUUAGAUCGAGUUCUAGAAGAUUGGGAGAAAGAUAAGGGCGAGUUGAAAACCUGGAGAGACUAUCUCGAUCUGGUGACAUAUAAACAGGUCGAUCGAAAGGUUAAGACCAGUGCUGAAUUUAAAGACUUGUAUUUCAUUUGUGAUCGAACGAGCCAUUUUGAGGGUUUAAUUUCGGACCGACUGAACCCCGAGCUCAUGAGAUGCAUGUACGACCACCUGUACCGAUAUUGUGUCAGCUUCGAGCUGGAAACGAAAGGACUUGAAAUCGAAUCAGUACAAAUAUAUGAAACUGAUUUAACACUGUAUAGGAAAAAUAUAGACUCCAAAUUCGACGCCAUUGCCGAUGCCAUCAAUCAAAUCGAGAAUUUGGGUUCGCCAUUUCAUGAUCUUGUAACUAAUGGUAGAGACCAAGAGACCCAGAUUGAAGACGUUUGUGACAUGCUUCUCGAUAUUUGUCAAACUGCCAAGUCUUGGAUUAAGCAGGACAAAGGGUAUUCUGAAGAGAUCUGGCAGGAGAUGCAGACCUACCAGUCCAACAGACUGAACCUCAAAGAUGAGGAAUCCAAACUUUUUAAAAAGACAGCAGGAAUUAUCAAGAAGAUCGAACACACCGAAAAGUUAAAGAAGCAAGCCAUUAAAAAAUACGAAACGAACAAACGAGAGAGAAAAAAGCUGCAGAGUAGAAUCGAAGUCGUGGAGGACAAACUUGUUCGUCUGCAUAUAAAUAUUGAGAGAAAACGAGAAGCCUUCUACAAAACACAAGAACACAGAGCGCUGGAAAAUCCCCUGACCCCUCGGAUGCAGAUCACCUACGAUGAGAGACUCGAUAGUCUUCAGCGUGAUGUGUACAGCAUGGACGGCCAGAUCGACCCCACAGAGAAACAUCUUCAGAAGCUAAAACUAGAUCUGAAGAACACCCGAGAUACGACAUACGAACAUAAAGUGGAUGCUGCCACCAGGGAUAACGAGAUCCAUGAUCUACGUAAAGAAUUACCACCGAUUGAUAUAGAAUUACAGGCCAUCAAAGAUGAAAUUAAGUCGAAUGAGGCUAAGCUUGCUGUCAUGCAGAAGAUCAGAAGUCAUAUUGCUAUUGCUGAUACUCUUAGAAAGCUUCAUAAUGAUGAAGAGAUCGAGGACAAGAAGCAGCCUGAAACAGACAACCUGAAUGAAGCCUUACAAACAGUCUCUGAAAUGGUUGGCAUCGAAUGGAAAAAGAUUUACCCAAAACUGCCUUUUAUUCCACCGCGGGAUUCCUGGAAGAAGACCAGGGAUAUUGAAAUAUUGGAUAUCACGGCCAUGAGAUGCGACCAGACCCAUCAAGAACAGGCACUUAAAGCUUUCGAAAAAUGGCUGACAUUUAAUCGUCAUGGCAACUUGCAGCAGCUGAUUAGAACUUUAAGAAAAGUGAGGAAAGUGGAAUUGGCAAGUGAAUUGGAAGAGAAGUAUAUGGUAGAAGACGUUUAUUGA